This is a messenger RNA of Myiozetetes cayanensis, 3169 nucleotides long. It is a transcript of the gene PLA2G10, whose product is annotated as phospholipase A2 group X. The coding region runs from base 2271 to 2735 and encodes 154 amino acids. NCBI's taxonomy places the organism in Eukaryota, Metazoa, Chordata, Aves, Passeriformes, Tyrannidae. Gene Ontology annotation, biological process: lipid catabolic process; phospholipid metabolic process; arachidonate secretion. The transcript is spliced from 5 exons. The record is from RefSeq and is a predicted model, not a curated record. Gene Ontology annotation, molecular function: calcium ion binding; phospholipid binding.
CACUGAACGGGGUCCCCGGGGCAGUGGUCACAGCAGCAAGCCUGACAGAGCUCAGGGAGUGUUCGGACGAUGCUCUCGGGCACAUGGUGGCGUUUUGGGGUGUCCUGGGAAGGGCUAAGAGUUGGAUUCAAUGAUUCUUGUGGGUCCCUUCCAAAUCAGGAUAUUCUAUGAUUCAGUUUCCUUUUUUCCAGCAGCAUUAGUGAUGACUGUCAGCAGUGCAGCUGACCAGUCUUAUACAUAUGUCCCAGAAAUACUGCAGUAACUGGUGUGGCCUGUGUGGUAGGACUGCAGAGAGAAAAGCUUUGGAGGUUUUAACAAGUAUAUUAUACAGAUUAAGCUACCACUAAUCAUGACCUGAAGGAAUGCAGCCAAAUGGUAGUUUAUCAGCUGAAGUUAUGCUGAUGGAAAGUUCCUUGACCUGGUGUGGCAUGAAACAUUAAUUAUUAAACAUAUUAAUACAUUCAUGCAUUAAACACUGUUCCAGUCUAAUUACUGUGGAGGGACUGUAAAUAUAAAUUGUUGAAACUCUACCUUGAGGCUUUUCCCAGCUCCAAAGGGUGAAUUACCUCCCACUGAUCUCAGCCAGGUCGAUUCUGGAGACUAAGUGUGACAAGUCAAUUGUAGCAGCCAGAUGUUAAAUAGUUAAUGCUCAAGUCGAUAGAAUGGCAUUUAAAAGCUCCACAGGACUCAGUGUGAAAUUGGGCCUUUGCUUAUUGCAGGAUCUAAAGGGACAUGAGAGAAACAGAGUAAAAAAGAUCAUGCAUGGAAGGACAGUUACAUCCAUGGAUCAUAAACCAUGAAAUAGAGCAUAAAAAUGGGAGGAAGGCUUAUCCAAUUCCAAAUUACAGUUGUUUGAACACUAAGCAGCUUAAGAAAGCAAGCAGAAUGAUCAUUCUCAUCCAGAACAGCAAACCACUACUGAAGUAAAAUCUUUUGGCUGGGAGUAGCUCGAUGCUAAUCCUUUUGAUUUAUAGGUAUUUGAUUUAUAGGUAUUACAGAAAUCAUGUUGCUGAUUUUCCUAAACCUGCUGUUUGGAUUGGCUGCAUCCCAUUCACCUGGAGAGGAUGGCCUGCUGGGAGCUCUGCUGAUGGGCUGACUGCUUUGGGAAUGCUUCAGAGAUUAAAGAGGAACGAUAUGAUGCAGAAAUCACAGCAUUUUAAUGCACAAGUAGAAUUAUCCUUCAGUAGACACAUGAGAAAAGGUUUCAUUUCUUUGAUGAAAAUACCAUUCACUACCAAAAACCCCACCAAACUACCUGCUGCUCUCCAACAGUAAGAUGACAUGACCAAGAGCAAGUUCUUGGUAAGUUCCAUAAAAAACUUUUCAUUUUAUCUCUGUCCAUAUCCUAGCAGUGUAAGCCAAGUGACAUCCAGUGGGGGUAAUAACCUGGAAUAUAAUAAUGAAUAAAAAAAAAAAACAAACCACCAAACAGCACAAAAAUCAAUAGUUCAAAUUUUGGAGCUCCUGAUUGCUGAGAGGAAAUGCACUGGUUUUAGUGCAAUAAUGUGAAGUCUGAAGGAACACUUGGGAAGUAUGAGCAAGGAAAAAAAUCACAUAAAAGCAAGUGGUAUUGUUUGUAUGUUGAGAAGGGCAACAAAACUAAUAUGGCACCCAGUUGUAGGUUUUACAAAACAAUACAAGAGUUGGAAAGGGAAAGGAAAAUAUAUGCACAUAUUAUACAAUGUGCAAAAAAUAUUUUGAGACUCUGUUUUGGUUGAGGUACAAUUAAAAAGUUGUUUGGAUUAAAGUACAAAUAUCCAUAACCAGUUUAGGAGCUGGUUGUUCUGUGGUCCCCCAAGAAAAGGAGCAAUCAGGAGAUGAAGUCUGGCAGAUGCAGACUACAGAUAGAGCACAUGUCUUCAGCACUGGGUGUAAUUAACCACCAGACUAACUUACAACACAGUCUGCUGCCACCCUAACUCUCCAGAUCUGGAUUAAAUUACCAAGGAAGUGCCGUAAUUCAAAACGAAAACAUAGCUACCAAAGCAGGAGGGUCCUGGAGGAGCGGAGCCCCCUCCUCAGAGACUGCAGGGCUCCUUCCCGCUGUGCCCGCACCGCGCUCCGGUGCCGAGUGACAGGUCCCAUCUCUCCCCGGCUCUUCCAGCGGCAGCUCCUCCCUUCUGGCCAGAUGGACAGCACGGCUUGGUCCGGGGCUCGGGGGGACCUGGCUCGGGGCAGAAAGCAGCCUUUUAUAGCCGGCCCGCCGCCACUCCGCUCACACCUUCCCGCUCCGCUCCCGAGCGCGCCGCCGGACCCGCAGCCCUCAGCCCAUGGCACCGCUGCCCCCGCUGCUGCUCCUGCUGCUGCCCGCGGCCCUUUCCAGCGGCGCUGUCGGGGCCGGCCGGUCCAGGCGGCCCAGGGGGAUCCUGGAGCUGGCCGGGGCCAUCCGCUGCACCACCGGCCGCUCGCCCUUCGCAUACCUGCGCUACGGCUGCUACUGCGGGCUGGGCGGGAGAGGAUGGCCCAAGGACAGGGUGGACUGGUGCUGCUUUAACCACGACUGCUGCUAUGGCAAGGCAGAACAGGCAGGUUGUCAGCCAAAGACUGAGAGUUACCACUGGGAAUGCAAAGACAAUUCUGCUGUGUGUGAUUCACUAGAAGACAAAUGUCAAAAAAUGGCCUGUGAGUGUGACCGUGAAGCUGCCAAAUGUUUUUCUAAAGCUCCGUAUCACAGGAGAUACCUUUUGUGGCCAGACUUCAUGUGUGGGGAGAUCCAGCCUCUGUGCAGGAAUUAGACAUCCACCAUCAGUCUUCAUGAAACCUCUGUAUGUAUUUAAAUCUAAAAUGACUUUUUUGUGUCACAGUAGUGACAAGUGAUGUUCCCCUUUGUUGAUGCUCCUUCUUGCCACCUCAGCCUCUCUACCCAAGAAUGGCCAAAGUAAACAUUUAUCCUCUCAUUUACCUUGUGGAGUGCCCUUUUCUUGACUAAACAGGAAUCUGAGUUUAUCAGAUUAAGACCCGACAACAUUAAUUUUGUUUAUAUUGAGAUGCACAGAUUUGUCAGAUUCAUAAUAUCACCUGCUAUGAACUUUUCAUCCUCCCUCCACUGACUAUAAGACACAAAUCAAACUCCUCAACUAACAUUUAUCUUAACAUCUGUUAACUCUGAACUGACUGGAAAAAUGCAUGAAGUGACAGUGUCAGCACAACUGCAUUAAACACAACUCCA